Gracilinanus agilis (Agile Gracile Mouse Opossum) is the source of this 756-nucleotide messenger RNA. RefSeq names its product cytochrome c oxidase subunit 5A, mitochondrial. Bases 128 to 586 code for a protein of 152 amino acids. Gene Ontology annotation, cellular component: mitochondrial inner membrane. The transcript is spliced from 5 exons. Gene Ontology annotation, biological process: mitochondrial electron transport, cytochrome c to oxygen. Lineage: Eukaryota; Metazoa; Chordata; Mammalia; Didelphimorphia; Didelphidae. The record is from RefSeq and is a predicted model, not a curated record.
CUUCCCCGCGCGCAUGCGCCCCGCGCCUGCUCGCGCUCCUCAGCCUGGGUCCUAAGCAGUCGGCCGCAGACAGACUGUGUGUACAGUUCGUCCGCCCGCCCGCCCGCCGUCUCCGUCCGCUGUCACCAUGCUGGCCGCCGCUCUCCGCCGCUGCUCCGCUUCGGUGCGCGUCCUGCUGCCGAGGGCGGGGGCUGCGGCCCCUUCCACGUCUGCGUCCUCUCCCGCCGCCGCCGCCUUCCAAUCAGUUCGCUGCUAUUCCCAUGGGUCCCAUGAGACAGAUGAGGAGUUUGAUGCUCGCUGGGUGACAUACUUCAGCAAACCAGAUCUUGAUGCCUGGGAAUUACGGAAAGGAAUGAAUACACUGGUCGGCUAUGAUCUGGUUCCAGAACCUAAAAUCAUUGAUGCUGCUUUGAGAGCAUGCAGACGGUUAAAUGAUUUUGCUAGUGCAGUUCGCAUUCUAGAGGUUGUAAAGGACAAAGCAGGACCUCAUAAGGAAAUCUACCCAUAUGUUAUCCAGGAACUUAGACCAACUUUAGAUGAAUUGGGAAUCUCUACUCCAGAGGAAUUGGGCCUGGACAAAGCAUAAACUGUCAUGGAUGGGCUUCCUAAGGAUUGGUUGGUAAUGCUACUUGAUCAUACACAUUUACCUGGAGAUGCUGAUGAUAGAAUAUUAUUUGAACAUGUUUGUCUUUAUUGAGUCCUGGUCUGUACAAUAUUUACUUGGAUCUUAAUAAAAGAGAAGCAGUUUGAACUUAA